UGCACAUAAGGGUCUAGUCCUUGCUCAACAACAACAGCCGCAGAAGAAGAAACAGUUUCUGCGCCAACACACACACACUGCCACCUCACCCUCCAAACCCUCCAUCCAACAACCAGAGCCAGUGCCAUCACCGAACAAAUGUGGACGUCGCUUGCUGUUGUUGGCGCCGCCGCCGUGGUUGGCGUGUGCCAGACCAAGGAAAUGGCCGAGCAGUGCACAGAGGUCUUCGACACAGCCACCACCACCUUCAACUCCUACGCUGCGCCGUACGAAGCAUGGCAGGUUGCUGCGCUUGCCAUUGCCGCGUAUGUGCUGGUGGCCAAGCUGUUUGUGUUCUUGUUUGCGGACGACCGGUCAUGGUUCCUGCGCCUGAAGCUGUGGGUGUUUCGUGUUGCCCGCAAGAUCCCGUUUGUUCGCAGCAAGAUUGCCUCCGAAGUGGAAGAGACUCUCGUUGGCGUUGAGCACGACAUGUUCAAGUACUUUACCCACUGGAAGGCCAACCGCAAGCUGCCGACACACGGUCUGACCACGGGCCAAGUGCUUGCCAAGCUGAACACGCUUCGCGAGCUUGGCGCACCAGACAAGCGCCAUGCCGAGGGCAAGGUGUCUGGCACGAUCUACGUUGGCGGCGAGUCGUAUGAGGAGUACACGAAGAUGAUCACGACUGUGUAUGGCAUGUUCGCCUGGACCAACCCGCUCCACUCGGGCGUCUUCCCCGGCAUUCGCCAGAUGGAGGCAGAGAUUGUGCGCAUGUGCUGCACGCUGUUUCACGGCGACGAGAGCACCUGCGGCGCACACACGAGCGGCGGCACCGAGUCCAUCAUCCUCGCCAUCCGCGCGUACAAGGAGUACUUUGCAGAGAAGAAAGGCAUCACAAAGCCCAACGUUGUUGUCACCCGCACCGCACACCCGGCCUUUGACAAGGCCUGCGACUACUUUGGCAUCUCCUUGCGCAAAGCGGACGAGGACAAGACGACGCGUCAGGCCAUCCCCUCAUCCAUGGCGCGUCUCAUCGACAGCAACACCAUCGCCAUUGUUGGAUCCUGCCCCCAGUACCCGCACGGUGCUGUUGAUCCCAUCGAGGACCUGGCCAAGCUCGCCCGCAAGCACGACAUUGGGCUGCACGUUGACUGCUGCCUGGGAUCGUUUGUCGUGCCCUUUAUGCGGGAAGCAGGGUUCCCCGACUUUCCCGCGUUUGAUUUCAGCGUCAACGGUGUCACCUCCAUCUCCGCUGACACGCACAAGUUUGGAUGCGCUCCCAAGGGUUCCUCUGUUGUGAUGUUUGCGAACAAGGACCUGCGGCGCGCCACGUACUCCGUGUUCCCGGAUUGGCCCGGCGGUGUGUACGGCACACCCACCGUUGCCGGCUCCCGUCCAGGCGCCCUCAUCGCGGCGACAUGGUCUGCGAUGAUGAGCAACGGGUACGAGGGCUACCUGCACAACGCCAAGUGCAUCAUGAAGACUGUGGUCGCCAUUGCAGAGGGAAUCAAGAAGAUUGACGGCAUCAAGCUUGUGUGCGAGCCGCAGGGCCCAAUUGUCGCCUGGACCUCAGACGUCUUCGACAUCAACCGCAUGCUUGAGGGGCUCGUGCACGAGAAGGGGUGGGACCUGAACGUUCUUCAGUUCCCUGCAAGCAUGCACAUCUGCGUGACGAUGGCCCACUCGUCGCCGGGCCUGGCUGACCACUUCCUCGCCGACCUGGCCGACACCACCGCCGUCCUCAUGAAGUCGCCCCAGCAGAAGGCUACGGGCGCUGCUGCGCUGUAUGGCGUUGCGCAGAGCGUGCCGGACCGCAGUGUCAUUGACGACAUCGUUCGUGGGUUCCUCGACACCGCCUUCCAGGCCGUGCCUGUGCGGCAGCACAAGAAGGAGGACCAGGAGAACACAAAGGCCAACAACUAAGCCCACACUUCACACUCAUACAGGCCACAAGCCUGCCUUUCCGCUUUCUUUCUUGCUUUUUUUGCUUUGCUUGCUGAAUUUCGUUGAAGUUUUCGUACAAAUUUCCGCAACCACGACCCACA
Messenger RNA from Salpingoeca rosetta, 2024 nucleotides. RefSeq lists its product as uncharacterized. The transcript has 15 exons. NCBI's taxonomy places the organism in Eukaryota, Choanoflagellata, Craspedida, Salpingoecidae. Gene Ontology annotation, cellular component: endoplasmic reticulum. Gene Ontology annotation, biological process: sphingolipid catabolic process; carboxylic acid metabolic process. The record is from RefSeq and is a predicted model, not a curated record. Bases 139 to 1902 code for a protein of 587 amino acids. Gene Ontology annotation, molecular function: sphinganine-1-phosphate aldolase activity; pyridoxal phosphate binding.